Trichoderma breve is the source of this 1785-nucleotide messenger RNA. RefSeq names its product fungal specific transcription factor domain-containing protein. Bases 1 to 1785 code for a protein of 594 amino acids. NCBI's taxonomy places the organism in Eukaryota, Fungi, Ascomycota, Sordariomycetes, Hypocreales, Hypocreaceae. The transcript has 4 exons. The record is from RefSeq and is a predicted model, not a curated record. Gene Ontology annotation, biological process: DNA-templated transcription; regulation of DNA-templated transcription. Gene Ontology annotation, molecular function: zinc ion binding; DNA-binding transcription factor activity, RNA polymerase II-specific; DNA binding.
AUGGAAAACUUUCUCUCUAUCCUAGAUGAUUACCCAGAAGUGUCGCAUCUAAGCCCAACAUUCUCUUGGGCCACGUCUCCAGUCGUCGACCAAUCGAUUGACCCCGACAUUACACCAGCAGAUAACAUCGACGACAAUCAAGUACCUGUCACCCCAUACACGGAGACACAGAAGGAUGCUUCCAGGUCGCUGCCUGUAAAGACCUGUCUGGCAUGUCGACGCAAACACCUGAAAUGUAAUGGAUCGAAUCCGUGUGCUCGAUGCAUCACUUCUCAAGUAGAAUGCGUUUUCAUUCCAUCGCAGCGAGGAUACAACCGUCUUCGACGAGCCACGAUUAAAGGCAAGGAAAGGUUGCCACUGGUAGGCACAUCACGGCUGCAGUAUCAGCCUCCGUCGCCAGGACCUUCAGUGGAUGCAGCUCGCGGCAAUGCACCAAACCACAAUCAAGCCUCUGAUUACAGAGCUGAAUCACAUUCAUUGUCGGCCGGUUCCCGGCUGAAAAGGUUGACAAUUAUGAAUGAUUCGGACCGACUCUUGACUUCAUUUUAUUACCAUGCAUUUGCAUCCAACCCGUUUGUCCUUCCACGCUGCCAUCUCUCUCAAAUUGACGAUGCAAAGAGCUUGCAUAUCCUGGUUGCGGCCAUGAGGUGGGUGGGCUCUCUGUACAUCAACGCCACGGUCCAAACCGAUUUGUACAACGCCGCACAUUCCUCUAUAUAUGAUGACCAGGCGCCGCGUAAUGGUUUUCUUGUUCAGGCCAUGAUGCUGCUAUUGGUGGCUCUAGACGGCAGUUGCCAGCGGCGCGAAAGCCUCAGAAUAUUGAGUGAUGUGGAGCUGCUUGCACUAGAAAUUGGUUUAAACAAACGCAACUUCGCAGCCCUUCACGGGCGAGACUCUCCUGUCCUUGAAGAGUCUUGGCGACGAACAUGGUGGUACCUCUACAUUAUGGAUGGCAUGAUUGCAGGCAUACAUCGCGAAUCCAGCUUUGCACUAUUCGACGUCUCGGCUGAUGUGUUGCUUCCUUGUGAGGAACAUCAAUAUCUCUUGGGGGAAAUUCCAAAGCCGCUGUCUCUCCCGGAUCUCCAGGAUAGAAACUUCCACCAAGACGAACACCAAUUCUCGUCUUUUGCUCAACUAAUCAUAUGUGGUCAAAAUCUCGGUAAAUUCUUGCGAUUACCACCUAUAUGUAACCCUGAAGACCCUAAUGUCAAAGAACUGGAAUUGCUUCUUACGAGUUGGAGGUUGCAUCUACCUCACUUCAAACGCCACAUGUUACAGCAAGACAGUGAGCCGGACGAGAUGAUGUUUCAGGCAUAUAUGAUAACAUAUGCCAUCCUCAUACUCCUAUACCAGCCAUAUUGUCGAUUCGAUAUCAAACCAGCCCAGGCAAUCGAUACCUGCGCGCCGGUUCAAACCACCUUAGGCAACGACUACGUCGAUUAUUACACGACAGAGACCGUUUCAUCGGCCACCGCCAUCAGUGCCAUGAUUACACAAAAGUCACUGCUCUCGCACACACAUUUCUUUACAUGUGCCCUCACACUGUCGUCUAUUGUUCACCUCAGCCACUGGGCACUGCUGUCGCCAGAUGCUCGUGAUUCUGCGUCGCGAGAAAGCAUUCGCUUGAACUUGGGCGCUUUAAAACUCCGCGCCAGGGUUUGGCCUGCUGCUGCCGAAGCGCAAGCACAGGUCGCUGCCGUAGCCAAGACGAUCUAUCGAAUAAAGAAAACAGAAUCCGCCGAAUCCAAUCUUUUAGAUCUUCUAAUAAACAACCAAAGUACGUAA